Messenger RNA from Armigeres subalbatus, 2399 nucleotides. RefSeq names its product transcription factor grauzone-like. Gene Ontology annotation, cellular component: nucleus. NCBI's taxonomy places the organism in Eukaryota, Metazoa, Arthropoda, Insecta, Diptera, Culicidae. The coding region runs from base 149 to 2278 and encodes 709 amino acids. The transcript has 7 exons. The record is from RefSeq and is a predicted model, not a curated record. Gene Ontology annotation, molecular function: zinc ion binding.
GCUUGACAGUUGCUGCACUUCAAUAUUUAUGUUGUGUCUUUGGUCUUAUUUCCUAAACAUAACAAAAUAAUCAGGGCAAGAAAAUUUCCUAAAUUGUGUCAUAAAUAUGUUAAAAUAGCUACGCUAUAUAAGUGUAAAAAUCGUAAAAAUGGCAUUCAAGCUGUGUAAAAUAUGCCUAUCGAACGAUGCAACGUUGUACAUUGAUAUUUUUGGGGAACUAAACUCAACGAAAAAUAUUUCCAACAUCAUUGAGACGCAUCUAAGUUUAGAGUUCAAACCAUCAAAUGAACAACAAGUAAUCUGCAACGAAUGCUGGAAUUCUUUGAAUGAAUUCAACAAUUUUUAUGAAACUGUUAAGCGAAUACACAAGACUAAUAAUGAAAAAUCGGACGCUAACAAAGACAUUCUGGGGGAAGAUCCGUUUAAAGACGAUUGUUCCGCUUAUGAUGAAAAGGGUUCGAACCCGAAAACAUGUAUCGAAAUAAAGGAAGAACCAAUCGAGGAGAUUCAAACCAAUAAAUUGGAAGUUCUGACUGUGGAUGAGCUGGAUAUAAAUGGUGAGAGCCAGUCUUCGCCAGUUACAUCGCGGAGGUCAACAAGAACUAAACGCAAACAUGUUGAUGUGAAAGAAGGGUCUGGGGUAACAACCAGAAGAUCCAAGAGGCGUACCGUUGAUAAUGAUAUUUUAUCGUCGGAGGACGAUAAUGUAUCUUUCUCGGCUUUAGACGAAUCUGACGAUGAUGAAGAUAAUAUAAAUCUGAGUGACUUGAGGGAACGCAUAUCAAAGAGCUCGAGUGAAUCGGAAGAUGAGGCAACGCAGGAAGAUUUUGACGGCGACGAUCCAGAUGUCGAUGGUCCUUCAAGGACGCGUAGAGCCAGGCGGAAGAAAGACACAAAACUGUUUGAGCACAUCGAUGAGUUUAUCUGCUAUGUGUGCCCGGAGAGAGUAGAGUUCGAUAGGUUUUACCACGCCACAAUGCACUACAAGGAGCACCAUAAGGAGCCAGCAUAUAUCAAGUGUAAAAUUUGUGGCAAACGAUGUUACACACCCGGAAAUUUCAUCAGUCACGUUGCAGUUCAUACAGAUCCUGAUAAGUAUAGGUGCCACAUAUGUGGCAAACAAAACGAUCAGCAAGUAGCCCUUGCCAAGCACAUGCGAAUCCAUCGCUCGGAAAUAGAGGAAAAGUUGUCCAUCUCUUGCCGAUUAUGUCCUCGGCGAUUUGCAACUGAGAAAAAACGUGAUCGUCACGAGGUGCAUCACAAUCGUAAACCAAUGGAGAAGCCACCCCGGAUCGUGGGUCGCGAUGAGGAAAUUCUGGACUUUUACAAGCGAAUCGCAUGCGAAAUUUGCGACCAGCAACGUAUGAUAGAUGUUAGCGUGCCGGAUGUCGAAUACGAUAAUAUCCCGGAUUUAAAAAAGCACAUGCGCGAGGCGCACAACGACAAAGGAUAUCUGAAGUGUCACAUAUGCGACAAAAAGUGUAGCAUUCGUUCGAUGUUGCUUAUCCACAAGGAUUUCCAUGUAAACCAGGAGAAGUACAGGUGUGAUAUUUGCGGCAAUAUAUAUCAGAAUUUAUCGAAACAUAAAGCAGGUGCGCACAUGUCCCCCUACGCUAUAUCUUUCUGCUGCGAGCACUGUGGUAAAGCUUUAACAAGUGAUAAAAGUCUGAAAUCCCACAUGGAGAGGAAGCAUACUGUCAAGGACGCAACUUGUGAUAUUUGCCAUAAACCGUUCAGCAAAAAUACUCUGGAGAGUCACAAAAGGGUUGUCCACGAAAGUGCUUCAUAUAUGUGUUCGCAUUGCCCCCGGAUGUUCAAAAGUAAAUUUUCUCUUAAUCGACACCAGGAUGAACACGAGGACAAAGUCAGAGAACGAGUGAAAUGCCAGAUAUGUGGCGUUACUUUCAAGCACAAAUACAUCCUGACGAAGCACAUCGAUUCAGUGCACACGACAGAGGCUCCUGUGGCUUGCGAUGUUUGCGGAAAAAAGUUUAAAUCCAAGCACCAUUUAUGGAGUCACAAGUCAGACACUUGUAAUAACCGAAGGUUCGAUUGUACCAUUUGCGGACGAGUGUUUAAGGUUAAGGUGCGAUUAACGGAACAUAUGACCACCCACACAGGGAAGAGCCUUUAUCAAUGUACGUUCUGCCCCAUGACAUUCAGUUUCCAGUCGAUUCUCUAUACUCACAGAAAAAAGGCCCAUUACGAACAGUGGCUAGAGCUGCAAGCUAAGCGCGAGGAGGGCGUCAAGUUCAAAGUGCAAGGAGCUCCAGGUUGAGCGCACUUAACGGACGUUUUAUUCGAAUUUUUGUAAAGAGAUUCUUCUGAGUUGCUUUCUUUAUAACAAUAAGUGGCCAAAUUUUAUAAAAAAAAUACAUCAGAUUAUUAGUCUGCAAGAA